Ostertagia ostertagi is the source of this 777-nucleotide messenger RNA. The record is from the annotation of a GenBank genome assembly. Lineage: Eukaryota; Metazoa; Nematoda; Chromadorea; Rhabditida; Trichostrongylidae.
AGUUUUUUAGCAGCUAUUGAUCAAGUUAUCCCAGGUGACUACGAAUUGCUACAAUGCGAUGCAAAGCGAGAGUGGUGUUACUGCGCCGAUGCAAAAACUGGAAGGGAGGCACCGAACUCACGCAAAGGAACGGGAGAGAACAAAUACAUCAUCUGUGGAAGUACAAAUAAUUCCAUUGACCCCAACGAACUUUUCUAUGCCGACGCUAUCUUACAACAGCGGGAACGCUACUCAGUCGCAAGCCCGACAUGCAAACUGGACAAAAGUAAGGGCGUGGCUUGUCAAGGUCAAGGGGCCCAGCCUUCAGUUAGGUACUAUUUCGAUUACAACACGGCUACCUGUCUAGCUUUCGAAUAUCUUGGUUGCGGUGGGAAUGCGAACAACUAUCGCACUUCUUCGGACUGCUUUUCCAAUUGUUUUUUCGCGGAUCAAUCUGGAUGUGCCGGUAUGUAUCCUUCAGCCCGACUGUCAAAUGGGUACUCAAUCAUCUGCCCACGACUAAUGUUACCUCCUGGCACCAAACCUGCUACGACGAUAGUAGGUCCAAAGCUCAACAAGGAGGACUGUCCGCUGGACCAUUCAUGCAGAAUGGGAGCAUUUUUUGGAACCUGUUGCCCUCAGGCGAAUGAAGAUCGAUUCGAUGCUGCUUAUAAUCGGAAGUGCAGCAACGGUCGUGAACCGUACUCGAUACCUAAAGAUGGCUGGCGGAGAAGUCCUACGUGGGAAGACAUGCAAGGACAACUUCUGCCCUACGGGAUACAAAUGCCAGGAUGCUGA